AUGUCCCAACCAUCAUCACGUCCCGUCGUGGUACUCGGAGCCGGGGUGCUGGGCCGCCGCAUUGCCUCCGUCUUUCUUGCAGGCGGAUACAAUGUGCAUAUCCGCGAUCCCUCCUCGCAAGCCCUCUCGGACGCAUCCAGCUACAUCAACAGUCAUCUUCAGGAGUUCACAGCUCUUACCCCUUCUCAACGCACCGGUGGUACAUACAAGACCUUUACAGAGAUCCCCGCCGCCGUAACAGACGCCUGGCUUGUUGUAGAAGCCGUACCAGAGAAACUGCCAUUGAAGAUCAGCACAUUUGCAGAAGUCGAUCGCAAUGCACCGGCCGACUGUAUCAUUGCAUCGAACAGCAGUUCAUUUAAAUCGAGACACAUGCUGGACGAAGUGAAACCUGAGAGAAGGGAAAUGGUCCUGAAUAUGCAUUUCACAAUGCCGCCUGCUAUCCGGACGGUGGAGUUGAUGACGGAUGGAGAAACGAGUCCAAAGUUGUUCAAUUUGUUGACGGGUGUGUUGAGAGAUUGUGGUAUGAUACCUGUUACGGCGAGACGGGAGUCAACUGGAUUCAUCUUUAAUCGUCUCUGGGCUGCUAUUAAGCGGGAAAUCAUGUUUAUCCUCGCGGAAGAUGUCAGUUCCCCUGAGGAGAUUGAUCUCCUGUGGGAGAAUAUGUUCCAGCUUCCGUCUAGCUUGCCGCCGUGUCGAUUGAUGGACCAGAUUGGUUUGGAUACGGUGGCGUUCAUUGAGGAUAACUAUGUCCAAGAGAGAGGAUUAGACAGCCGCAUGACUGUCGACUGGCUGCGUGAGAAAUAUAUUUCACCUGGGAAAUUGGGACUCAAGAGUGACAAGGGCGGAUUGUAUCCUCCCAAGUCUGCCGAAAAUGGCGUCAAGGAUGAAGAGGUCUUGUACUUACUCGACGUCGGGUUGGGGUCAAACAAUUCCAAUAUCUCGCUCGUUCCAACUGCCGGGCGAAUUCUCAAGUUUCACACUAGUACUGGGAAGAUGAGCACUCUCAUUGAAGGACAGUCCUUGCCGGAUGGAAUUGACGUCUCGCGAACCGCAUCUCGCAUCUUCUGGACGAAUAUGGGCCGUUCGACGGCCUCAAAUGAUGGCUCUCUACACUCGGCGAACCUUGACGGAACGGAUAUCCAGACUCUCUUGCCCUCUGGCACGGUGCAUACACCGAAGCAACUGGUCGUUGAUGAUGUCAACAGCAAGGUCUACUUCUGUGAUCGUGAGGGUAUGGGCGUGCACCGAGUCAAUUUUGACGGAACCAAUCACGACAUUCUAGUUCGUACUGGCUCUCUCGAUAAGCCAGAGGAAAGAAAAGAUAUGACGCGAUGGUGUGUCGGUGUCACCUUGGACAUGGGUCGAGGUUACAUUUACUGGACGCAGAAGGGGCCCAGCAAAAGUGGCCAGGGACGGAUUUUCCGAGCUGGUAUUGAUAUCCCAGUUGGUCAGACAGCGGAUAAUCGACAAGACAUUGAGCUAUUGUUGGAAGGAUUGCCUGAACCGAUUGACUUGGAAUUGGAUGUGGAAAAUCAGUUGCUAUACUGGACUGAUCGUGGCGAACAUCCAACGGGGUGUUCGUUGAAUCGGGUGGAUGUUAGUGGCAGGGCUGAUAAAGCGGAGCUUCAAAGCAAGAAGGAAAUAUUAGCAAGGCAAUUCCACGAACCUAUCGGGAUCAAACUGGACGGAAAAAAGCAGGUAUAUGUGACGGAUUUGGGGGGAAGUGUAUAUCGAGUGAAUGAUGGGGAGAAGUCAGUGAUGUGGCGGGACAACGGCUGCUAUACUGGAAUAGCUAUAUCUUGA
This is a messenger RNA of Aspergillus oryzae RIB40, 1806 nucleotides long. RefSeq lists its product as uncharacterized. The transcript has 2 exons. Gene Ontology annotation, biological process: fatty acid metabolic process. Gene Ontology annotation, molecular function: NAD+ binding; oxidoreductase activity, acting on the CH-OH group of donors, NAD or NADP as acceptor. NCBI's taxonomy places the organism in Eukaryota, Fungi, Ascomycota, Eurotiomycetes, Eurotiales, Aspergillaceae. The record is from RefSeq and is a predicted model, not a curated record. The coding region runs from base 1 to 1806 and encodes 601 amino acids.